Salvia miltiorrhiza (redroot sage) is the source of this 1896-nucleotide messenger RNA. RefSeq names its product rhodanese-like domain-containing protein 4, chloroplastic. NCBI's taxonomy places the organism in Eukaryota, Viridiplantae, Streptophyta, Magnoliopsida, Lamiales, Lamiaceae. Bases 308 to 1612 code for a protein of 434 amino acids. The record is from RefSeq and is a predicted model, not a curated record. The transcript is spliced from 8 exons.
UUCCUCAGCCACACAACCACAAAAAGGCACUAAAUCGAAUACCAACCUCUUAUCAGACACGUGGCUGGCAAUAAUUGGCUCUCACUUCCAAUCCCCUGCCAUGUCAGCACCAUUCCCCACUCAAGACCCACCCCCCCAAAAAAAUUUCCACCGUUGAAGCAAUAAAAAAUUCAUCAAAAAAAGAAAAAAGGAAAACUAAUACAGUAUAUCCCAACACAGCAUAUGAACCAGAAAUAUCAGCUUUAUUACAUCCUCAACAUCUCAUGGUUUUCAUGUCUUGAAAAACCUCAAAGGGAAACAGUGGCAAAUGGAGGCCCUCAAUGCAGCAGGCUUGUCUCCACUCUCUGUUCUUGCAAAAAGAUCAAAGCCCAGAAAGCAUUUGUCAGCAGCCACCAUUCCUCAGUUGAAGAACCAAGCACUCUCCAAUCCCACUGAGAAGAAUGCUGCCUUCUCUGUUUCAAGAAAUCUGCAGUGUGGUUUGGUGGUCUUAUCCUCAGUUAUGAACUCCGGAUUCGCCAAGGCGCUGACGUACGAGGAAGCCCUGCAGCAGUCAGUGGCCUCAGGAUCAGACACUGCAGCUGGAGUUCUUGACACUGUCAUCAGUUUUGCAGCCGAGAAUCCGUUGAUCGUUGGCGGCGGAUUGGUGGUGCUGGCCGUGCCGCUGGUGGUCUCUCAGCUGCUCAGCAAGCCCAAGCCAUGGGGAGUGGAGACUGCCAAGAAUGCUUAUGCAAAACUGGGUGGUGGUGGUGGUGGUGGUGGUGGUGAUGAUGCCAAUGCUCAGCUGCUGGAUAUACGAGCCCCGUUGGACGUCAAGGAAGGCGGCAGCCCGGAUAUUCGAGCCCUGAAGAAGAAGCCGGUGGCGGUCCCAUACAGAGGUGCAGACAAGCCCGGAUUCUUGAGCAAGUUGUCUUUGAAGUUUAAGCAACCAGAAAACACCACUUUGUUCAUUCUGGACAAAUUUGAUGGAAACUCUGAACUUGUGGCUGAGCUGGUAACAGUCAAUGGCUUCAAAGCUGCUUAUGCCAUCAAAGAUGGUGCUGAAGGACCGCGAGGAUGGAAGAACAGUGGCCUUCCUUGGAUAGCUCCGAAGAAGACAGUGGGCAUCGACCUGAGUGGUCUCACGGAUUCGUUUGGGGACGUUUCUGAAGCCGUGCCUCUAGCCCUUGGCGUUGCAGCUGCUGCUGGUCUUGGACUAUUAACCUUCACAGAGGUAGAUACAAUCCUCCAGGUCUUGGGAUCAGCUGCUCUUGUUCAGCUUGUGAGCACGAAACUCCUGUUUGCAGAGGAUAGGAAGCAAACUGUUCGACAGAUUGAAGAGAUCUUGAACACGAAAGUCGCUGCAAAUGAGCUUGCUGGUGAUAUACAGAAAAUCGGAAAGGCUCUUCUGCCACCGGUCAUCUACAACAGCAAAGCCCUGCCUGCACCAGCAGAGGCACCAGCAGAGGCGGCCGCCCCUCCCCUAGCAGCCGAGGCAGCUCCAGAGAUCAACUCUGUGUCUAAAGCAGAAGUUGAAGAAGAAUCUCUUCCUGCUGCACCUCCGAGGCCUCUUUCACCAUAUCCUAACUACCCCGAUUUUAAGCCCCCGGCAUCACCAAUACCAUCGCGGCCAUGAAGGCUGCAUCGCGCAAGAAAUCAAGCGUUGGGGAGUCCUAUAAUCCUCUCUUGCAAGAGUGUUUUUGAGCCUGCAUAAGUAUAUGUGGAAGAGGCAUAUUGUGUUGUGUUGUUCAGUAGAUUUUGUGCUGUAGUUUUCAUUCUCAUUCUUUUUAUUUGUAGUAACUCUUUUGAGAUUUCUAAGUAGUUAUGUUUCAAUGUAAUUUGUACAUGAUAUAUUAGAGCUUCUCAAUGUGAGCUUUAACAAAGAAGUUAUUAUGAUAAAAUAUUACAUUGUUUUAGUAA